Messenger RNA from Chlorella variabilis, 1389 nucleotides. RefSeq names its product expressed protein. Gene Ontology annotation, biological process: chromatin organization. Gene Ontology annotation, cellular component: nucleus. The coding region runs from base 1 to 1389 and encodes 462 amino acids. NCBI's taxonomy places the organism in Eukaryota, Viridiplantae, Chlorophyta, Trebouxiophyceae, Chlorellales, Chlorellaceae. The transcript has 6 exons. The record is from RefSeq and is a predicted model, not a curated record.
AUGAGCGGCAAGCUGCGGACGUUGACAGCUGGCGAGCAUACCAGUGGCGGGCUGAGCGAGCGUGUGGCAGCGGUCAGCACUCUGGCCAUGUUCCUGGGCUACCUCACCUUCACUCGGGCAGGCUACGCAGGCUCGGGCAGCGCCGGGGCGGGCAGCAGCGAGGCGGACAGCGCGGCUCCGGCGGCAGCCGGGCUGGUGGAUGUGGCGGCGACAGUAGAGGCGGCUGCGGCGGCCUCCGAGGGCGGUCCUCUGGCCUGGGCGCUGCCCUGGGUGGUGCGCUACCUCUGGUUCCUUCCGUGGGAUGCCGAGGCGGUGCGGGCGCCAUACUUCCGAUGCCUGCUGGCCCGCCUGGCGGCGCUGCAUGGCUCUGCCGAGCUGCAGCCGCAGCAGGCGCACUUCAGCCUGGCAGCCUUCUGCCUGCGCUCAGUGCUGGAUGAUUUUGCGGAGCGCGUGGGCCCGGACAUCAUGCCUACCGCCCCUGGCAGCAGCGGCAGCAGCAGCAGCAGCGCCGGUGGCGCAACUUGCCCCGCGCUUUCCAGCCUGGCCGCCGUGGAUGGCCUGCUGGACUCGCGGUUCCUCCACCUCUGCUGUCCCACGCUGGAGCAUUCGCGGCAGCUGUUUGCUGCCAGCGGCGGCGGCGGCGGCGGCUUGCAGCAGCAGCAGCAGGCUCGCAGAGUCAAGAAGAUCCGCCCCACCGCGCCCAGCGGCGCCGCAGCUGCCCGUACCGCGUUGCAGGGCGGCGUGGCAGCCGCCUUGCAGCAGGAUGCGUCGAGGGACCUGCUCAGGCUGCAGCUGCAGCGCGCCUUCCUGGAGCAGUACAGCACCGAUGAGCACAAGGUCAAGCUGCGGGACGUGGUGGAUUAUGUGUCCGACAUCCUGGCCUAUAACGCCGCCAGCUCAGCAGCUUCAGCCCAGCUGCUGCCGGCCGGCGACGCCAUCGCGGCGCAGCUCAAAGAGGCGGCAGCGGCGGUGGCCGCCGAAAGCCAGCAGCAGCACCAGCAGGCGAGGGAAACGGGCGGCGAGGAGGCGGCGGCGCCGUCGAUGCUGCACCCUUCUGUGCGCCUGUACCUGGAGGCUCUGGCUGAGCAGCUCAUCGCCGCGCACACCACCAAUGUGCUGCAAGCGGCGCAGGCGGACGCCGAGGAGCGCAUUCGCGCCACGGCGGUGCAGGCCAUGGCGGCUCUAACCGCCCCGGAGCUGGGGGCAGCGGUGAUCGGCACCGCGGCAUCAGUGGUGGCGGAGGCGGCGGCGUCUGCUGUGCAGCAGCGGCUGAGGUCCCAGGUUCCCUCCGCAGUGCGCCGCACGGCCACGGAGCAGCUGCAAUAUCUGCUGGCCGCGGCAGCCCGUGAGAGCAAGACGCCGCGGCAGUCGGCGCCUCCAGCCCCUUAG